GUUUUUAACGUUCUCACUCGUAGCUCGCCCGUCAUGCCCCCUAAACUUCGCAUCCUCGCCUUCCACGGGUACACUUCCAACUCUUUCAUCCUCCACAGACGGCUUGGAUCGGUCCGCAAAGCCUGCAGGGAUGUGGCUGACAUUGUCACCCUCAAUGGACCUCUUCUCGUACAACCAAUCUCACGAUCUCUCGAUGCCCCGGAAGGUGAGGACGAGGUGACGGAAGCUACGCCCAUCGAGGAGCAACCUCGUGCCUGGUGGAAGUCCACGGACGAAGGCAGCUACAAGGAUGUCGAAAAGACGUGGAAAUUGCUGAGCGAAGAGCUGGCAAAGUUGGACGGGCCCGUCGAUGGGGUCAUAGGCUUCUCGCAGGGAGCUUGCCUUGCCGGUCUGCUAGCUGCGGCAUUUGAGUCGCCCUCGCUCCUACCGGCCUUGAAGCUGCCAGAGGGGCAAGGUCCACUCAAAUUCGCCAUCGCCAUCAGCGGGUUCAGGUCGAGGGACCCGGAGCAUCAACCUCUUUGGAAGGACGAGCAAGGCGGCAUCGAGACUCCCCUGCUGCACAUUCUGGGAAAGGCGGAUCAGAUUGUCGACGAGGAGCGCAGCAUGACCUUGGUGCAUGCUGCAAAGAACUCAAGGGUUGAGCAUCAUGCUGGCGGGCAUGUGGUCCCGAGUCAGGCGCCGUGGAGGAAUUUCAUGAGGGAUUACAUCGCAAGCUUUCAAGAGGGAGCCGAAAAGGAUGGGUGGAAGAACGUCCUGGGACCAGCGGCAAGAAGUGGUGAGGAUGCUGGAGGCGAAGGGGAUAGCGCUCCGCCCAGUGGGACGGCCACGCCUACGACGACGACGAGUAAGAGGCCGGGAUUGUAGAGGCUUGAUAAUGCAUAGAGCAUGGCAUAUAUGACAAGGGAUGCGCUUGCUCAGUA
This is a messenger RNA of Jaminaea rosea, 920 nucleotides long. RefSeq lists its product as hypothetical. Gene Ontology annotation, cellular component: nucleus; cytoplasm. The transcript has a single exon. NCBI's taxonomy places the organism in Eukaryota, Fungi, Basidiomycota, Exobasidiomycetes, Microstromatales. The record is from RefSeq and is a predicted model, not a curated record. The coding region runs from base 34 to 864 and encodes 276 amino acids.